UGUAGGCUGGCUCGGACAAUGGAACCGCUGGCAAGGAAGAUCUUUAAAGGAGUGUUAGCAGCUGAGCUUGUGGGUGUUGCUGGAGCUUACUGUUUGUUUAAAAAGAUGAACUCCAGCCAAGAUUUCAGACAAACAAUGAGCAAGAAAUUUCCCUUCAUUUUGGAAGUUUAUUACAAAUCCAUUGAACAGUCUGGAAUGUAUGGAGUUAGAGAGAAAGAUCAGGAAAAAUGGUUGACUAGCAAAAACUAAGGCCAGUCAUCUCGCUCAGCUUCCCACUUGAGCUGUUUGAAACCUUUGAAGGGAGACGACAGAUGAGUCUGUGCCCGGGACUCCACAGAUGCUCCCUGACCGUAACUGCAGGCCUGCGGUUUCCCACCCACUGUUUGCUGCUCUCCUCUACUGGAUAGUUGAGGAAUUCACAAGUGAAAAUAUAGGAUUUAUACUGGAAAGAUUUUUCUUUUCUAUUUUAUGAAAGAAUAGAAACUAGUGAUUAUAACAUCAGGAAUAACUACAAAGUCUUCAUGCAUGUGAGAGUACACCUUUAGCUGAGUCUAAAUAAAAUAGACUGACUCUUGAGGAAAAAA
Mus caroli (Ryukyu mouse) is the source of this 584-nucleotide messenger RNA. Lineage: Eukaryota; Metazoa; Chordata; Mammalia; Rodentia; Muridae. The record is from RefSeq and is a predicted model, not a curated record.